GAGUGAGCCAUUUCAGACACAGCACUAGACUUGCCGUCGAGGGGGAGCUCUACGUCCAGCUCCACCCAUUUAGCUCUGCAGUGAGUAGCCUCUCCUAAUUUCCGGGUUUAAGGGCGCAUUCGUGCAGCACUAGCAGAAUAAGACUUGAAACCGUGUAACUAGGUAUUUUAAAACUGCAUUAGACCGUUUCCUGGAGAAAAUGUCCGCUAUGAUUCCUCGCAUCGAGCAGCUUACCUGCAGAGUUCUGCGCGUGCUGGGCUGUAAUCCCGGGCCGAUGACACUACAGGGAACCAACACGUACUUGUUGGGGACUGGGAAAAGGCGUGUGUUAAUAGACACUGGGGAACCUUCUGUUCCUGAGUACAUCUCUAAUCUGAAGCAAGCUCUGUGCCAGAGUGAGUCCUCCAUCCAGGAGAUCCUUGUCACACACUGGCACCAUGACCACACCGGAGGAGUACCUGACAUACUUAUAAACAUAGACUCAGAUUUGCAGGUGAGUAAACUCCCUCGUUCUCCCCCACAGCAAGAGACAAUUGGAGAUGAUAAGAGGAAAUACACAUACCUUAAAGAUGGUGAUGUUAUUAAGACUGAUGGAGCCACAUUACGGGUUUUGUUCACCCCAGGCCACACUGAUGACCACAUGGCUCUGUAUCUGGAGGAGGAGGGAGCAGUGUUCUCUGGAGACUGCAUUCUGGGGGAAGGGACGGCUGUGUUUGAGGACCUACAUGAUUACAUGCUCUCACUGCAGAUACUGCUUGACAUCAAUGCAGACAUCAUCUACCCAGGUCAUGGUCCUGUGGUGUUAAAUGCCUGCAGUAAGAUCCAGGAGUACAUCACCCAUCGCGCUGCCCGGGAGCAGCAGAUUCUCUCUGUGCUGAGAAAUAGCCCUGGGGAUGCCUUCAGUUCCUCUGCCCUGGUUAAACUGGUGUACAAGGAUACCCCUGAACACUUACAUAGAGCUGCAGAAAUCAACCUGAUUCAUCACUUAAAAAAACUACAGAAGCAGGGAACAGUCUGCAUGGUUGGAGCUUCAGAAAAGUGGAAGAGCAACUUGUGACUGCCACCAUAACAAACAGAAAUUUACUGUGGAAGAAUUAAGAUGGAUGUACCACAAAUGCAUCAUUACUAUAUGUGUAUAGAUUUGCAGUGAAUAUUUGAUAAAGUUGCUUAGAAAAUUGUAAAAUAAUUUGAAUUAUCAGCACUUUUACUAUUAAACGUCAAACUAUCAUAGAUCAUCUCAUUGCCAGACUGUUUUACCAUCUUAACAUGAUGUGGCCCCAAUAAAAUCUUUUUCCUAA
Molecule: messenger RNA, 1298 nt
Organism: Ictalurus furcatus (blue catfish)
Lineage: Eukaryota; Metazoa; Chordata; Actinopteri; Siluriformes; Ictaluridae
Gene: lactb2
Product: lactamase, beta 2
Exons: 7
Coding region: 200-1057 (285 amino acids)
Cellular component (GO): mitochondrial matrix
Molecular function (GO): RNA endonuclease activity; single-stranded RNA binding
Source: RefSeq, a predicted model, not a curated record